AUGAAUAAACCCAUUGAUCAGCAAUCUGAUUGUUGGAGUACAGAAGCAUUUGCUAGUGACAGUGAAACAUAUAGUGAAGAUGGUUCAAAUAUGUUACGACUCGUUACUACUCAAAAUAUUACUUCAGCAUCAAGUUUCAACGAACUUACAGUGCCUUCUUUUUCAACAGACAACAAUUCCGUAGCAUCAUCAUCAUCAAGAUUAGCUGAUCCAGUUGAUAUACUUUUAAUGAAAUCCUCACUUGAAAGUCUUCCAUCUAUAUCUGAUAGUGGUAUUCUACUUGAUAGUGGAAAAUUUUCUCAACAAACAAUAACCCCAUUAAAAUCUCCAACAGAUCCACGAUCUGUUCAUUUUCCAUUAAUUGACCUAUCAAAUACUUCACCAAAUAACAAUGCAUCUAAUGAAAAUUCAUCACAAAACCUUCCACCAUCCAAUGCAGGAAUAUCAACUUCAAUUAUAAAACCAGUAAUCGUUUAA
Messenger RNA from Rotaria socialis, 477 nucleotides. The record is from the annotation of a GenBank genome assembly. NCBI's taxonomy places the organism in Eukaryota, Metazoa, Rotifera, Eurotatoria, Philodinida, Philodinidae.